This is a messenger RNA of Plasmopara halstedii, 438 nucleotides long. RefSeq lists its product as uncharacterized. The coding region runs from base 1 to 438 and encodes 145 amino acids. The record is from RefSeq and is a predicted model, not a curated record. NCBI's taxonomy places the organism in Eukaryota, Oomycota, Peronosporomycetes, Peronosporales, Peronosporaceae. The transcript has a single exon.
AUGACCACCAAGCAGGAUUUUUCGUCAAUUUAUCUGUGUGCCCCUCGCCAAGGUACAAGUCGUAUUGAUGAAGGAAGUGUUGGAGAACAAGACUUUACAAGCGAGUUUGAAAAUGUUGUGACCUACAACAAAGAAGGUAACGUCGAAAAAAAUCAUAAAUUUCCAGGUUUGAAUUGUCUUUACUCGUCAAUGAUUAGCAAGAAGAUGCUAAAGCGCAGGCGAGAUCUCGGAGAAUCCGAGUUGUCAAACACCGAAGGUGUGUUGGUCAAAUCGCGGGCUGAACGUGGGGUGGCACGUAACCCACUGAGCACUGCUCAAUCAUUGAAGCAGUUGCUGCAUGCCAAGAGUGACAUGGUCGGCCAAGGACCGAGGCAUCAUGGUUUAAACUCUUGUGAUGCACGUGAAAUGGCGCGUAAACCACUGAGCAGUGUUGCGUGA